AAGUUGAAGGUUGGCACUUGGCAAGAUUUAAAAAUGACCCACCUACAAGGGAAUUUAAGUUGGCGACCAUAAAUUAGUUGGGGAAGAGAGAGAGAGAGAGAGAGGGACAUAACCUGAGUGAGACCCAUUUCAUCAUUUCCAGCAGCUUAGAAAUAGACUCCUGCUAAAUUCAUCUUGUUCCUUUCUUAUCUUCUUCUUCUUCUUCAUUUAUUCAUUCAUCUAGAGAGAGAAAGAGAGGGGUUUUAGAGAGAGAUGGGAAAUUGCCAGGCAGUUGAUGCAGCAGCGUUAGUGAUACAACAUCCGAGUGGGAGGAUAGAGAGGAUGUACUGGUCGAUAAGUGCUAAUGAGGUGAUGAAGAUGAACCCGGGUCACUACGUUUCUAUUAUCAUCCCGCUGCCUAAUAACAACUCCGGCGAAGACAAUUCCGAUGAAAAGAAGACGGUACGGUUCACCCGCGUCAAGCUUCUCCGGCCUACCGACACUCUCGUUCUUGGCCGGGCUUAUCGACUCGUCACAUCCGAAGAGGUUAUGAAGGUGUUGAAAGCAAAGAAGCAUGCGAAAAUGAGGAAGAACCGAUCAGAAUCAGGGGGCGAGUCGAACACAGAUUCGGAGAAGCGAAGUUCGAGUUGCGAGGAAGAGGGUGAAGAGUCUCAACUGCUUAAAACCACUCAGCAAAGCUCCUAUCUCCAACCAGCAACGAGACACGAGAGACAUCGACAGAGGCCCGCUGGAUCAACAAGUAUUGCAAGGUCAAAAUCAUGGCGCCCUUCCUUACAAAGUAUCUCUGAAGGUGGAAGCUAAUGGUGGUUCUUAUUAAGUACAGUAUCUCCAAAGUUAUAAUUUCCAGAAACGAAAUGGGCCUUUUAAACCUGGAAACGCAGAAACAGUAAAUCCAUGGAAGCCGCCAUUGUGAUUUCAAUACUAUUGCCACCGUUAGCAAUGGUCGCUCCAUAUAGCUCAAAAGAGAAAUGGAUUUGACAUCUUUUUCAUUCUCAAGAUGCAAAAAGAAGUGUUUUUUGCUUGCAAGCUUUUCAGUGUUUAUGGUUGUAACCAAGUAGAUAACUCAGUCAAGUAUAUGAAAGUUGAAAUUGUUUUUUGCUUGCAAGCUUUUCAAUGGUCAUGGUUGUAACCAAGUAGAUAACUCAGUCAAGUUAAUGAAAGUGAAAGAACUUUUCUAUCUAAAA
Messenger RNA from Rhododendron vialii, 1184 nucleotides. RefSeq lists its product as uncharacterized. The coding region runs from base 253 to 801 and encodes 182 amino acids. NCBI's taxonomy places the organism in Eukaryota, Viridiplantae, Streptophyta, Magnoliopsida, Ericales, Ericaceae. The record is from RefSeq and is a predicted model, not a curated record. The transcript has 3 exons.